AACCUAAUAAAGACAAGUUUUGAAGGCAGCUGAAAUCCAACCUUCUCUUUCUUCAAUAAUUAAUGAUUAAUGAAGUAAUCCACUUUAAAUUCAAGGAUGAAAAGAAUUCUCUUUUAAUCAACUGCACAAAAAAAAAAGAAAAGAUUUUUUCCUCUUUGCAGCCUCUCUUUCUAUUUUUCUAUGUAAAUGGGUUUCGUUUAUGCCCUUUUUUAGCUAAAGUAUUUAAUUAAAUUUAACAACUUUAUGGAGGGUUCCAAUCAAAAUCCGGGCUUUCGUCCUGAUUCCAGAGUUCCAGAAACCCAGGUUUUGGAUUCUAGGGUUUGUUCUUUGUCCCUAAACGAGGAUAGCGGCAAUCAGAACCCCAAUUCUCUCCGGGAUGAUAACCUGGGACUUGAAAGAUAUGAUUCCCCACACAAUGCUAGUUUUGAGAGUCAAGGAAUGAAUGUUUCUGGAGAACGUGAUAAUAGGUUACCAGUGCCAACUAAAAGUAUGGAGUUGAAUGAUGAGGAAAAGGAACUUAAGACAAGCCACCAGAAGCUGGGAAAAUACUUCUUCUAUGACUCACCUCUUGCUGAAGAUACUGGGGUUUGGAUACCGGUCUCAGUUCCACCAAUGCUAGAAAGUGAUCAUGAAGAGUGGGCAAGAGGUUUUCAUUCCAAUGGGAGUUAUUUCCCUGAAGGUGACAUGGGAUGGGCUGAGGUCCUUGGGGAAGAAAAAGAGUUGACAAUGUGGGAUGUGAUAGUGGAGAUGAUAUUUGCUGCACGUGGGAAAGUAAAUGCUUUCACUUCUGGUGAUAUUCAAAGAUGUGGCAUUUCAUGGCUAUCAAGUCAUUUACUUGAGCAAGCUUGGCAAGAGAUGGCUCAGACACUAACUGAAGCGAAUUUUGGUAAUUUGAAGGAAAUUCUUGAAGCAGAACCACCAAAGUGGUUGGCUGACAGUGCUGCUUCUGCUUGUAUGCUUUGUGGUGUGAGGUUUCACCCAAUCAUGUGUUCUAGACACCAUUGCAGGUUUUGUGGAGGAAUAUUUUGUGGUGAAUGUUCCAAGGGAAAGAGUUUAAUGCCAGAAAAGUUUCGUGUUGGUGAUCCACAACGUGUCUGUGAUGUAUGCUGUGUGCGGCUUGAGUCUGUCCAGCCAUACUUAAUGGAUCAAGUUAGUCGUGCUGCUCAGCUGCCAACCCAUGACCUGACAGACCUUAGUACUUUGAGAUCUUGGGUUAAUUUUCCCUGGGGACAGUCCAUGGAACAUGAAAUUUAUAAGGCAACAAAUACAAUUCGGGGUUAUAUUACUAAGGUUGGUUCUUUGAAACCUGAGAAAUCAAUUCCAGAUGCCAUUCUCCGAGAAGCAAAAGGCCUUGCCAUACUAUCUGUUGUGAAAGUUGGUGUAAUGGUUACAUACAAUAUUGGUACAGGACUUGUGAUUGCUCAUAGAGAGGAUGGCUCCUGGUCGCCACCUUCUGCUAUUUCUUCAUUUGGUGUAGGAUGGGGAGCUCAGGCUGGGGGAGAACUGACAGAUUUUAUUAUAAUCUUGAGAACAAAUGAUGCUGUCAGGACUUUUAGUGGCAAUGCACAUGUUUCUAUUGGAGCUGGUUUGAGUGCAGCUGUUGGUAUUGUUGGACGAGCCGUGGAAGCUGAUGUACGAGCUGGUGAUGGUGGUUAUGCUGCUUGUUAUACGUACAGCUGCAGUAAAGGUGCUUUUGUUGGGUGUUCACUCGAAGGGAGUAUCGUCACCACUCGCAGACAAGAGAACUCCCGAUUUUAUGGAAGCCAGUCAAUAACUGCAUCAGAUAUACUUCUCGGGUCAAUGCCUCGGCCACCUGCUGCUGCCAUUCUCUAUCAUGCACUUUCUGAUCUAUAUAACACACUUAAGCUGAGUUCCUGAAGCUGGGAAUCAAACUAGUAUCUUCUAGAUUCGGUAUGAAGAAGGCCAAUGGAGCAUGAAUCUUAUGUACAUUCUCUGUAAAUCAUCUAUUCUGAUCUUCCGUACCACCAUUCUUUGUCUGUGUAAAAGAUGAUAUUGGUAAUUGGAUUGUCUUCCGAAAGGGAAGAACAUGGAUGGGGAAAAAUUUGAAGGAAAAUGGAAAGACUGGACAAAAAUUAAAAAAAAAUAAAUAACUUAGCAUGUUAAUGCAAUAUAUAUGAUGAAGAA
Messenger RNA from Durio zibethinus, 2145 nucleotides. RefSeq lists its product as uncharacterized. Gene Ontology annotation, molecular function: phosphatidylinositol binding; metal ion binding. The record is from RefSeq and is a predicted model, not a curated record. NCBI's taxonomy places the organism in Eukaryota, Viridiplantae, Streptophyta, Magnoliopsida, Malvales, Malvaceae.